UUCAAGGAUGAAGACCAAAGCUAGCUUCAGUUUUUCAUCCCCAGGCCGGACUCUUCAUAGUUCAUUCUCUUUCUUUCUUUUCUAAUAAGUUUUGCAUCCGAAAAAUCAAAUCACUGAAGCAGCUCCACCAUGACCGAUCAAGAAAACCACCACCACCAUCACCAUUUACACCGUCCAAAUCGGCUUUCACUCCCAUCACGAAACCCUAAUUUCUCCACCACCACCACCGCACCAGGUUCUACUAUCAUCACAUCAAGACAAUACCCUCUAUACCCGUACUCUUCAGCAUCAACACCAACUCCAACCCCAUCAAAACAACGCCUUCUUACAUCCAACAGUCGAUCCUCAUCAUCCAGCAACACAAAUUCACUAUCUUUUCUGUUCCUUCUUCUCUUUUCACUUCGUUCACUCUACUCUCUUCUUCCAUUCCUCCGUUCUUCUCCAUCUUUCUCACUUUUCCCUUUCUCUUUUCUCGUAUCUCUCUGUUCGUUUCUUCUUACUUUCUCAUUCUCUUUCUUUUCAUCUUCGAAAUCUAAACAGAAAAUUGGGGAACCCAUCUUCUCAAUUUCAUCGAUUACUCCGACUCAAAAAAGACUCCUUUUUUCUAAAUCUAUAGUCCUUGCUGUUGUUUUUCUUCUUAGAUUUCAAGCUUUGAGAUACUGUGGUACUUCAGCUACAAUUCUUGCUGAAUUUACUGGGAGUGUUGCUGGGAAAUUUGUUUUCGAGGGGAAGAAUCAUCGGAAUGUUGGUGGAGAGGGGAGUAAUGCGUCAAAGGUUCGUGGGUUCUUAGCUUUGUUUAUUGGUUUGUUUCUAUUGUCUAUUAGUUGGGAUCGAAUUGAAUGUUUUCCUUUAUCUGGUAAUAAAGAUGGAGUUUUUAUGAUGAAGAUGAUACCUGGUGAGAACUGUUAUAGGGUUUUACCAAUGUUGCUUCCAUUUUUGUCUGGGUUUCUAGGGAGUUAUGAAAGAGUGUCAAUGAAUUGGGGAACGAUUCGGCAAUUGGGUAGGAAAAGGGUUCGAUUAAUUUGUUUGUUUUUUACCACAAUUGUGCUGUUCUUUCCUGCUAUUAUUAGCUUUUUCUUGUCAAAUGAAGGAAGAGAUGGUGUUUCCGUAAUCAAUCUUGGUUGGCCAUUGGCGAAUACUGUUGUGUUUGGGGUGCUACUGACUGAAAACUUUGGUGAUGAUAGCAAGUUAACGAGUUCGAAAGAUUAUCAGAGGAAUUUUGUUGUGACAUUUGUGUGUACUCUUGUGCUGGAGCUUUUUUACUUUCCAGAGCUUUCGCUUUGGGGUCUCCUGUUGUGUGGGUUUUUGUUGUGGAUAUCUGUUAGGGAAUUGGCUAGUUCUUCAAAUUUUCCGGAAUUGGGUUCAGAUGCUUCAGAGUCGUUCUCUUCAACUAUCAUGAAACCUAUUAGACACAUUCUAAGCGAAAGGAAAUCUAGAAAGAUAGCACUGUUCCUUCUAAUUAACACACUAUACAUGGUUGUGGAAUUCGUGGCUGGAUUCAUGAGUAACAGUCUUGGAUUGAUAUCAGAUGCAUGUCAUAUGUUGUUUGAUUGUGCUGCUCUUGCCAUUGGUUUGUAUGCUUCAUAUAUCUCGCGGUUACCUGCGAAUGGCCAGUUUAAUUAUGGGCGUGGCAGGUUUGAGGUUCUUUCGGGUUAUGUUAAUGCUGUUUUCCUUGUCUUGGUUGGAGCUCUUAUCGUGCUUGAAUCAUUGGAGAGAAUUCUGGAUCCUCAGGAGAUUUCAACUAGUAGCUUGCUAACUGUAUCCAUUGGUGGUCUGUUGGUGAAUAUGGUGGGUUUACUAUUCUUUCACGAGGAACAUCAUCAUGCUCAUGGCGGAGGUGGAUGUUCGCACUCCCACUCUCAAUCACCACAUUUGCACUCUCAUGACCAUGACCAUGUUGUGCAUGAUCAUGGAUCCUCGGAUAAUCAUAACCACAAUGGUCAUAGUCACCAUAACAAUGAGUGUGGAGGAACCCACAAGAUUGAAGGUACCACCAGUCACGAUGAUCACAAAUGUGACGGUCAUCAUCAUGGCCACACUCACAAGCAUGAUCACCAUGACCACCAUCAUGAUGCCCAUCAUUCUCAUGAGACUCCAGUCACCUCUUCAAGUAAUCUGCAGCAGCACUCUCAUGAAGGUUGUACGCAUUCCAAGUCUCACACUCAAGAAAAAGCUUGCAGUCACAGGGAUCACCAAAGUUCUUCUAGCAUCCAUUCUCACCAGUCAGAUUUGCAUGCCCAUCAUUCUCAUGAAACUCCAGUCACCUCAUCAAGUAGUUUGCAGCAGCACUCUCAUGAAGGUUGUACGCAUUCCAAGUCUCACUCUCAAGAUAAAGCUUGCAGUCACAGUGAUCAUCAGUUAGAUUUACAUCACCAGUCAUCUGAACAUGACCAAUUGAAAGAAAAGUUGCUGGAAACGAACCCACUAAAGGUACCACAGAAGCAUCACCACCACGUUGACCACAAUAUGGAAGGCAUAUUCUUACAUGUUUUAGCAGAUACAAUGGGAAGUGUUGGGGUUGUUAUUUCCACUCUCUUAAUCAAGUACAAGGGUUGGCUUGCAGCAGAUCCUAUCUGUUCGAUUUUUAUUUCAGUUUUGAUCGUAUCUUCGGUUAUCUCAUUGUUAAGAAACUCCGCAGAAGUUUUGCUGCAAAGAGUUCCUAGAGCUCAUGAAGGGGACCUAAAAGCGGCUUUAGAUGAUGUGUUGAGGAUAAGCGGAGUUCGUAGCAUGGACAAAGUGCAUGUUUGGAGCUUCACAAACACAGAAGUUGUUGGGACACUCCAUCUUCAUGUCUCUGCAGACACGGAUAAGGCUUCUACCAAGUCACGGGUGUCACACAUACUGGGUAAUGCCGGAAUCAAGGAUUUGACCAUUCAGGUUGAAUAUAUCAAGGAAAGUUAAGAGGAAGAACCAUAGCUUACGAACCAUGCUCUCUUCUUUGUCAUGCUACUGAAGGAUCUAGGUUUGAAGCUAAGCAAACUUAUAAACAGGAAUAUACCCUUUGGUGUUGAUAAAUUCCUUUGUCAAUUGAAGCAUAUAAUGGAUGUCUGAAUUGCUGAUUUGGCUACGCGGGGAUGCUUAAUUCUAUGCCAUGUUGGCGAUUAUGUACACCACACACCACACUCAUACGACUACCUUAUUCAGAUGCCUUGCACUGGAAGCAGACUGUACAUUUUUGAUGCUUGUGCAGUCGAGCUCAAUUUGCAGGUUCCGUCCAUUUCAAUCCGUGUUUCCAUUUUCUGAUUGAAGUCGACAUAUAAUUGUAUUUUAUCAUGCAUUUCAUAAGUUUUGCCUUAUUCUGAUUGUCCCCUAAGGGUGUUAUCUGGAACUAGCAAUGGGAAGAGUAACACAAAACACAAUACAUUGUCUUACAGAUAGUCUAAUUUUAUAAUGGUUUCAUCUGUUGCCAG
Molecule: messenger RNA, 3410 nt
Organism: Papaver somniferum (opium poppy)
Lineage: Eukaryota; Viridiplantae; Streptophyta; Magnoliopsida; Ranunculales; Papaveraceae
Product: zinc transporter 5-like
Exons: 2
Coding region: 130-2901 (923 amino acids)
Biological process (GO): transmembrane transport; zinc ion transport; intracellular zinc ion homeostasis
Cellular component (GO): membrane; Golgi apparatus
Molecular function (GO): zinc ion transmembrane transporter activity
Source: RefSeq, a predicted model, not a curated record